GAAUUCUGUAACAUUUUCGGAACUCUGUUACCAGGAAGUAAAGCACGUUUAUUUCCCCCGGAAGGUUUGAGUGUUCUUGAUGGAUUAGAAAUUAAAGUUGCAUUUGGUGAUGUUUGGAAAGAAUCACUUGGAGAAUUGAGUGGUGGUCAAAGGUCGUUAGCUGCCCUUUCACUUAUUCUGGCUUUAUUACUCUUCAAACCUGCACCUUUGUAUAUAUUAGAUGAAGUGGAUGCGGCGCUCGAUUUAUCUCAUACACAAAAUAUUGGUCAGUUGAUUAAAAAUCAUUUUAAGCAUUCACAGUUCAUUGUCGUGUCACUCAAGGAUGGAAUGUUCAACAAUGCUAAUGUACUAUUCAAAACAAAAUUCGUAGAUGGCGUUUCAACUGUGUCUCGGCAUGUACCUCUACGAGUUCGCGACGAAAAUAAACGGCCUGAAACAGAGAGACAACGGAAACGUGUUAAAUAA
Molecule: messenger RNA, 465 nt
Organism: Schistosoma margrebowiei
Lineage: Eukaryota; Metazoa; Platyhelminthes; Trematoda; Strigeidida; Schistosomatidae
Source: the annotation of a GenBank genome assembly